AUGGCGAGCUCGAGCGGGACGAAGGGCGACCUGGCUCGGCCGCCUUCCAGGAGGAUGACUCGGGCUCAAACUAUGAUGGUGGAAAUUCCCAAUGAGGAUAACUCCACGGCAGAUAGUGAGCUGGUGCCUUCCAGCGUGGCUUCCAUUGCCCCUAUUCUCCGUGUCGCCAAUGAAAUCGAAAAGGAUAACCCAAGAGUCGCUUAUCUCUGCCGCUUCCAUGCAUUUGAGAAGGCUCACAAAAUGGAUCCAACAUCAAGUGGACGUGGUGUUCGCCAGUUUAAGACCUAUCUGUUGCAUAGACUUGAGAAGGAGGAAGAAGAGACAAGGCCUCAACUUGCAAGAUCUGAUCCAAGAGAAAUUCAGUUGUUUUAUCAGCAUUUUUAUUUGCAAAACAUUGCAGAUGGCCAAUAUACAAAGAAACCGGAGGAGAUGGCUAAAAUUUAUCAGAUUGCUACAGUGUUGUAUGAUGUGCUGAGGACAGUGGUGCCAGCUUCUAGAGUUGAUGAUGAGACUGAGAGAUAUGCUAAAGAAGUUGAGAAGAAAAGGGAGCAAUAUGAACACUAUAACAUUCUCCCGUUGUAUGCUGUUGGGGUUAAACCAGCUAUUAUGGAACUUCCUGAGAUUAAAGCAGCACUUCGUGCUAUAAAAAAGGUGGAAGGUCUCCCUAUGCCCAGAGUUCCUAUGACAUCCAAUGUUCCUCGAGAUGAUAUCCCUCAAGAGAGGGUUAAACCAGUAAAUGAUAUACUUGAUUGGCUUUCUUCUCUCUUUGGGUUUCAGAAAGGAAAUGUAGCAAAUCAAAGAGAGCACUUGAUAUUGUUGCUUGCAAAUAUGGAUGUAAGGCAAAAAGAGAAUCUUGAAGAUUAUGAUCAGCUGAAUGGUGAAACUAUAAGGAGGUUGGUGGAUAAAAUUUUCAAGAAUUAUCGUUCAUGGUGCAACUAUUUGCGUUGUAAGUCACAUGUGAGGUUUCAACAAGGUUGUGAUAGACAACAGCUGGAGCUUAUCUAUAUUUCGCUUUAUCUUCUUAUCUGGGGUGAAGCUUCAAAUAUCCGAUUCAUGCCUGAAUGCAUUUGCUACAUAUUCCAUAAUAUGGCAAAUGAUGUUUAUGGAGUUCUAUUUAGCAAUGUACAUCCUGUGAGUGGGGACACAUACCAUUCUUCUGUACCAGAUGAUGAAUCUUUUUUAAGGAAUGUUAUAACCCCUCUCUAUGGAGUUCUUCGAAGGGAAGCCAAGAGAAACAAAGGAGGCAAGGCAAGCCACUCACAAUGGAGAAACUAUGAUGACCUAAAUGAGUACUUUUGGUCUAGAAGGUGUUUUCAGUUGAAGUGGCCAAUGGACUCGAAAGCAGAUUUUUUUGCGCAUUCAGAUGAGCCGCCACCAGCAAAUGAGGGACAAAAUCAAGCUACUGUUGGAAAGAAGAAGCCUAAAGUUAAUUUUGUAGAAGCCAGAACGUUUUGGCACCUUUACAGAAGUUUUGACCGCAUGUGGAUAGUCUUUAUAAUGGCUUUUCAGGCUAUGCUAAUUGUUGCAUGGAAUUCUGGAUCUCUUCUUGGCUUUUUUGAUGAAGAUGUGUUCAGAAGUGUAUUGACUAUUUUCAUUACUGCUGCAUUUCUCAAUUUUCUGCAAGCUACUCUGGAUAUAAUUCUUAGUCUCAAUGCCUGGAGAAGCUUGAAAAUUACCCAAAUACUUCGGUACCUUUUGAAAUUUGCCUUAGCAGCUGUCUGGGCUGUGGUCUUGCCCAUUGGUUAUUCUAGCUCUGUACAGAAUCCAUCAGGGCUUGUAAAGUUCUUCAGCAGUUGGGCCAAAGAUUGGCGGAAUGAGUCAUUUUAUAAUUAUGCUGUUGCUAUAUAUUUGAUACCCAAUAUAUUGGCUGCUAUACUAUUUCUACUUCCCCCUUUACGGAAAGCCAUGGAGCGAUCAAACUGGCGGAUUAUCACUUUUAUUAUGUGGUGGGCUCAGCCAAAAUUGUAUGUAGGAAGAGGCAUGCACGAGGACUUCUUCUCUCUUCUGAAGUACACACUCUUUUGGAUUGUGCUGCUAAUCAGCAAGCUAGCUUUCAGCUACUAUGUGGAGAUACUGCCACUAAUUCAACCAACGAAGAUAAUCAUGGAUUUGCAUGUGGAUAAUUAUCAGUGGCAUGAAUUCUUUAAGAAUGUAACUCAUAACAUUGGAGUUGUUAUUGCAAUUUGGGCUCCAAUAGUCCUGGUUUAUUUUAUGGAUGCUCAAAUAUGGUAUGCCAUAUUUUCUACUCUUUUUGGUGGGAUUCAUGGAGCUUUCAGCCAUUUGGGUGAGAUACGGACGUUGGGGAUGUUGCGGUCUAGAUUUGAAUCUGUGCCUGCAGCUUUUUGUCGUCAUCUUGUUCCCAGAACAAAUCAGUAUAACAGAAAAAAGCAUCUGGAUGAGGAAACUGAAAGAAAGAAUAUUGCAGCUUUUUCUCUUGUUUGGAAUAAGUUCAUACAUUCUAUGCGGAUGCAGGAUCUGAUCAACAAUAGGGAUAGAGAUUUGCUACUUGUACCAUCUUCAUCAAGUGAUGUCUCUGUUGUCCAGUGGCCCCCUUUCUUGCUUGCUAGCAAGAUUCCUAUUGCAUUGGACAUGGCAAAAGAUUUUAAGAAAAAGGAUGAUGAGGAGUUAUUUAGGAAGAUAGCAGCUGAUGAUUAUAUGCAUUCAGCGGUAAUAGAAUGUUAUGAGACACUCAGAGAUAUAAUAUACAACCUUCUGGAAGAUGAAGCAGAUAAGAUGACUGUUGAAGCAAUUUCUCAGGAAGUGGACAAUAGCAUACAGCAGCAGAUAUUUUUGACUAACUUUCGGAUGAGUGGGCUGCCUUCACUCAGUAAUAGGUUGGAAAAGUUUCUAAGGAUCUUGCUUUCUGAUAUCGAAGAUGUUGAGACAUUCAGAUCUCAGAUAAUCAAUAUCCUGCAGGAUAUCAUGGAAAUUAUUACGCAGGAUGUUAUGGUCAAAGGCAAUGACAUCCUUCAAAGAGCUCACCCACUUUAUGGACACAGUCAACUUGAAAAGAAAGAGCAGAGGUUUGAAAAGAUAAAUAUUAGUCUUAUACAGCAGAAAACUUGGAGGGAGAAGACCAAUAGGCUUUAUUUGCUUUUGACUGUUAAAGAAUCUGCUAUAAAUGUGCCUCCAAAUUUGGAGGCUCGGCGCCGCAUCACAUUUUUUGCAAACUCCUUGUUUAUGAAUAUGCCAAGUGCCCCAAAAGUUCGUGACAUGCUUUCCUUUAGCGUUUUGACUCCAUACUACAAAGAAGAUGUUCUUUAUUCAGAUGAAGAACUCACUAAGGAAAAUGAGGAUGGAAUCUCAAUUCUGUUUUACCUACAGAAAAUAUAUCCAGAUGAAUGGAACAAUUUUCUAGAGCGUAUGAAACAGAAUAAUGUUGGAAUCAAAGAUGAGAAUGAGGAGGCUCAUAUGAAAGAGGAAAUUCGGAAGUGGGUAUCUUAUAGAGGGCAGACACUCUCCAGAACAGUGAGAGGGAUGAUGUACUACAGGCAGGCUCUGGAACUCCAAUUCCUUCUAGAAUUUUCUGGAGCUUCUGCAAUUUUGGAAGGCUUCCAGGCCAUUGAGGAUCGGGGAUAUUAUAGAGAGCAUGCGCAAGCACUGGCCGAUAUGAAGUUCACCUAUGUAGUUUCCUGUCAGCUCUAUGGCACUCAGAAAAAAUCUGCUGACUCACGAGAUAGGAGUUGUUACCUUAACAUUCUAAAUCUCAUGUUAACGUAUCCAUCUCUGCGUGUUGCUUAUAUCGAUGAAAGAGAGGAGACAGUGAAUGAAAGAUCUCAGAAGGUUUAUUAUUCUGUUCUUGUCAAGGGAGGUGAAAAAUUGGACGAGGAAAUAUACCGCAUCAGGCUACCAGGUCCCCCAACAGAUAUCGGUGAAGGCAAGCCUGAAAAUCAAAAUCAUGCAAUUAUUUUUACUCGUGGAGAAGCCCUUCAGACCAUAGACAUGAAUCAGGAUAAUUACUUUGAAGAGGCAUACAAAAUGAGAAAUGUUUUGGAGGAAUUUCUGAAAACUCGCCGUAAACAGAGAAAGCCGUCAAUAUUAGGUCUAAGGGAGCAUAUAUUUACUGGAAGUGUUUCUUCACUAGCUUGGUUCAUGUCCAAUCAAGAGACUAGUUUUGUAACUAUUGGGCAACGGAUUUUAGCAAAUCCUCUGAGGGUAAGGUUCCAUUAUGGUCAUCCUGAUAUAUUUGACAGAAUCUUCCAUAUAACAAGAGGUGGCAUAAGCAAAGCUUCAAAAAUUAUUAACUUAAGCGAGGAUAUAUUUGCUGGGUUCAAUUCUACUUUGCGUGGGGGUUAUGUAACACAUCAUGAAUACAUCCAAGUCGGAAAAGGGCGUGAUGUUGGAAUGAAUCAGAUAUCUGCUUUUGAGGCAAAGGUUGCCAAUGGAAAUGGAGAGCAGACACUUAGCCGGGAUGUUUAUCGGCUUGGGCGUCGGUUUGAUUUCUAUAGAAUGUUAUCAUUCUACUUCACAACUGUGGGCUUCUAUUUCAGUAGCAUGGUUACGGUCCUUACAGUAUAUGUGUUCUUAUAUGGACGUUUAUAUAUGGUUAUGAGUGGUUUGGAAAAAGAGAUUCUUGAGAAUGCAACUGUACAUCAGAGCAAGGCCCUCGAAGAAGCUUUGGCUACACAGUCAGUCUUCCAGUUGGGCUUGUUGCUGGUCCUGCCCAUGGUUAUGGAAAUUGGCCUGGAAAAAGGUUUUCGUACUGCUCUGGGUGACUUUAUCAUCAUGCAGCUACAGCUGGCCUCAGUAUUCUUUACUUUUCAGCUUGGUACAAAAGCGCAUUAUUUUGGAAGAACUAUCUUGCAUGGUGGUUCUAAAUAUCGAGCUACCGGCCGUGGGUUUGUUGUGUUUCAUGCAAAGUUUGCAGAUAACUACAGGCUGUACUCCAGAAGUCAUUUCGUAAAAGGGUUGGAGCUGCUCAUACUAUUGGUCCUGUAUGAAGUUUAUGGGCAAUCCUAUCGCAGUUCAAGUCUUUAUUUGUUCAUCACAUUCUCCAUGUGGUUCCUGGUUGGAUCCUGGUUGUUUGCCCCUUUUGUGUUUAAUCCAUCUGGUUUUGACUGGCAAAAAACCGUGGAUGACUGGACAGAUUGGAAGAGGUGGAUGGGAAAUCGCGGUGGUAUUGGUAUAGACCCUGAUAAAAGUUGGGAAUCAUGGUGGGAAGAAGAACAACUACACCUUAAAUUCACUACUAUUAGGGGAAGGGUGCUUGAGAUUAUCCUGGCAUUUCGCUUCUUCAUUUUCCAGUAUGGGAUUGUCUACCACCUUGAUAUAGCUCAUCACAGCAAGAGCUUACUGGUUUAUGGACUUUCUUGGCUAGUUAUGGUAACAGUCCUUCUGGUGUUAAAGAUGGUAUCCAUGGGUAGGCGAAGAUUUGGUACCGACUUUCAGCUCAUGUUCAGGAUUCUGAAGGCACUUCUAUUCCUCGGUUUCAUGUCAGUCAUGACUGUCCUAUUUGUAGUAUGUGGCCUCACAAUCUCGGAUGUAUUUGCUGCCAUCCUUGCCUUCUUGCCCACUGGAUGGGCACUUCUUCUUAUUGGACAAGCACUGCGGUCAGUGUUGAAAGGUUUAGGAUUCUGGGAGUCGAUAAAGGAGCUGGCAAGGGCAUACGAGUAUAUUAUGGGUCUGAUAUUGUUCAUGCCCAUAGCUAUCUUGUCAUGGUUCCCAUUUGUGUCGGAGUUCCAAACACGACUGCUCUUCAACCAAGCAUUCAGCAGAGGCCUCCAGAUUUCUAUGAUCCUUGCAGGAAGGAAAGAGAAAGACAUCACAUCUCCACUAAAGUAUGCUUGAAUUCUUUGUGCUGACUGAAUCAGCCAUACUAUUUUUGUAAGCUCCAUUCAGUUUUAGCAAUUCUUCUGACCUGUUUAUUGCGUACUCUUUACAAUAUUAGUUCUUUAAUUUAAAAAAAAAAAGAAUUACAAUCGUUA
Molecule: messenger RNA, 5924 nt
Organism: Theobroma umbraticum
Lineage: Eukaryota; Viridiplantae; Streptophyta; Magnoliopsida; Malvales; Malvaceae
Product: callose synthase 7-like
Biological process (GO): (1->3)-beta-D-glucan biosynthetic process
Cellular component (GO): plasma membrane; 1,3-beta-D-glucan synthase complex
Molecular function (GO): 1,3-beta-D-glucan synthase activity
Source: RefSeq, a predicted model, not a curated record